Messenger RNA from Corticium candelabrum, 1134 nucleotides. RefSeq names its product chromosome partition protein Smc-like. The record is from RefSeq and is a predicted model, not a curated record. Lineage: Eukaryota; Metazoa; Porifera; Homoscleromorpha; Homosclerophorida; Plakinidae. The coding region runs from base 1 to 1134 and encodes 377 amino acids. The transcript has 16 exons.
AUGUCACACCCCAAUUUCAAACGAGUUGCAACACAGAAGUCGGCAACGUUCAGCGCAAACUUUGUUGAGGGGCUGCAGUCAGACACGACCGCAUUAAGGAAUGACGUGGAUCAGCUAAAACCAGAUUUUCAAGAUUUGACGGUCACCGUGAAUGUCUUGAAUGCCACACAACUUGACCAAGAAACAGAUAUACAGGGGCUGCAGUCAGACACGACCGCAUUAAGGAAUGACGUGGAUCAGCUAAAACCAGAUUUUCAAGAUUUGACGGUCACCGUGGAUGUCUUGAAUGCCACACAACUUGACCAAGAAACAGAUAUACAGGGGCUACAGUCAGACGCGACCACACUAAAGGAUGACGUGCUUCAGCAAACUUCAGAAUUACAAACGUUGACAGUCAGUUUAAACGCUUUGAAUGCUACAACAGUUGAACAAGAAACAGAUAUACAGAACUUACAAUCAGACGUCAACAAUUUACAGAGUAGCGAAACUCGACAAGACACUGAUUUGCAAGACUUAACAGCGACGGUUGAUAAAGUAAAUUCGACUGUCUUUGGACAAGCGGAAGAUCUAAUGUACAUACAAUCAGACGUAAACAAUUUAAAGAGUAGCGAAACUCAACAAGACACCGAUUUACAAGAAUUGACAAUGAGUGUUGAUACAAUAAAUUCUACUGUCCAGGGACAAGCGGCAGAACUUGAGAAUUUGAACGACGAUGUCAAAGAUCUUAAUACUACCGUACAAGAUUUAGCUGAUGUACAGUUUUCGGGUAUUUUAUCUAAGAAAUCAAAGGAACUCAAUCAGAAGACUAGUGAAGCUGAUUUUCGUAAUGACUCUAGGAAGCAACUGUCUGCAAGUCAGAUUACAAUGGACUACCUGGCAGAGCAACUCAGUGCUGUAAAGGCAGACGUAAGACAGAUUUUGUACCUUCUUACAGAAGGUCGAAAAAAGGUAGCAACAGCACAAAAUGCCCACUGCAACAAAGCAUUUGUAGGUGACCUGGCAUUUGGCGUCAAGAUUGAAAGAGUAAGUUUGGCAGAGGCAGAAAAAAGAGCAUCCAAUAGGCAGGCGUUAGCUCGCAAUCUUUGGAAUGCGCUCCUUCCCAAGUCUAUACAAGCGUUAUCCAGCGACUACUGA